UCGCUCCGCCGCCUCGGCCGGAGGAGGCGGAGCGGGAAGGGGUGGGGUGCGUUCGCUGCCCUGCCCAGCAAGGUGGGGCCUCGAACCCCGCCCGGCGCUGCCGGGGAGAGCGACCAGGGCCGGCCUGCCUGCCUGGGGACCCGCCGCCUCCGCUUCCGCCGUCAUGUUCUCCCUCCGAGCCCCCAAAGCCACCUUCAAGUCGUACCUGUUGCCGCAGGCUGAAGACAAGAUCAUUCCGGAGCCUCGACUUAAGAAACUGGAGCCUGUCCUACUGCCAGGCGAAAUUGUGGUGAACGAAGUGAACUUUGUGAGGAAAUGCAUCGCAACGGAUACAAGCCAAUACGACCUUUGGGGAAAACUGGUCUGCAGCAACUUCAAGAUAUCCUUCAUUACAGAUGACAGCCUCCCUCUCCAGAAGUUCCAGUACAAAAAUCUUCUCCUUGGAGAACACGAUGUGGCCUUGACGUGUGUAGAGCAAAUCGUCACAGUGAAUGAUACCAAGAGGAAACAGAAAGUCUUAGGCCCCAACCAAAAGCUGAAGUUUAAUCCAACGGAAUUAAUUAUUUACUGCAAAGACUUUCGGAUUGUCCGUUUUCGUUUUGAUGAAGCCGGACCGGAAAGUGCAAAAAAGGUUUGUCUUGCAAUAGCACACUAUUCACAACCAGCAGACCUCCAGCUGCUCUUCGCAUUUGAAUAUGUGGGCAAGAAAUAUCACAAUCCAGCAAAAAAGGUGAAUGGAAUAGACCCAGGAGGAGGAGGAGGAGGAGGAGGUGGUGGUUAUGGCAUUCAUCACCAGACUCCCUUGUUUGAAACGUUCUCAGACUGGGAUAGGGAGAUCAAGAGGACGGGAGCAUCCGAAUGGCGUGUCUGUUCAGUCAAUGAAGGCUACAUGAUCUCCACCAGUCUUCCAGAAUAUUUUGUGGUGCCCUCCUCUCUGGCGGAUCAAGAUCUGAAGCUAUAUUCUUACUCCUUCACCGGGCGACGGAUGCCGAUGUGGUGUUGGAACCAUUCCAAUGGGAAUGCUCUGGUGAGAAUGGCCCACAUCAAGGACAGCCUGCAACAACGAAAAAUAGACCAACGGAUUUGCAAUGCUGUCACCAGAAGUCAUCCACAGAGGAGUGACGUUUACAAAUCUGACUUGGAUAAAUGCCUGCCAAAUGUUCAAGAAAUCCAAACGGCUUUCCUCAAACUGAAGCAGUUAUGUGUGAAUGAGCCUUUUGAAGAAACUGAGGAGAAGUGGCUGUCCUUGCUGGAUAAUUCACGUUGGCUGGAGUACGUGAGAAUCUUCCUGAAGCUUUCUGCAGAACUGGUCUACAUGCUGGACAGCAAACACGUUUCAGUCAUUUUGCAAGAGGAAGAAGGGCGAGACCUGAGCUGCUGUGUGGCAUCUCUUAUCCAAGUGAUGUUGGAUCCCCAUUUUCGGACCAUUGCUGGAUUUCAGAGCCUGAUUCAGAAGGAGUGGGUCAUGGCCGGACACCCGUUUCUGGACAGGUGCAAUCACUUGAAGAAAUCUGACAAAGAGUCUCCUUUGUUCCUGAUGUUCCUUGACAGUGUCUGGCAGCUGCUUGAGCAAUACCCGUCGGCCUUUGAGUUUUCCGAAGCCUACUUGACCAUAUUGUACGACAGCACACGGAUCUCACUGUUUGGUACUUUCCUCUUCAAUUCUCCACAUCAGAGAGUAAAGCAAAGCACGGAAUUUGCCAUCAGCAAAAAUAUUCAGCUGGGUGACGAGAAAGGCCUGAAAUUCCCCUCCGUUUGGGAUUGGUCCCUUCAGCUCACGCCGCGGGAUCGUCUGCUCUUUCACAACCCCCUGUACAUUGGGAAGAGCACACCCUGCGUGUGCAACGGGAUCGUGAAAACCUUUAAACGGUCAAAGAAGAACUACAGCUCAACCCUCAGAGGCUUCCCAUCUUCCCUCAAGAACGGCAUCAUCAACGAACAAGACUUCUUCCCCAGAAGGAACUCCCUGAUCCUCAAACUAAAACCCGACUUCCUUCACCACAUGGAUAACACUACCAACGGCAUGGAACAGUAUUUCCGAGACUGGUUCUCCAAGCCAGCGGACCUUCACGGUGUGAUCCUACCCCGCCUCUCCAGGACACAGAUCAAACUCUGGAAACUCUGCUACUUCCGUUGGAUCCCCGAGGCCCAGAUCAAGCACGGGGGUUUCAUCACAGCCUUUCACAAAAUCUCUCUGUUGGCCGACGAGGUGGAAUCCUUGAACCGGAGCUUGAGGCAACACAACGGCAGCCCCCCAGUGUUGGCCAAUGCAUCCGAGCAGGACCAGAGCCGCCUGUAUUUCCGAGCCCACGGGCUUAAUGACGGUCCCACCACGCCCGACUUUCUCUCUUCCGCUUUUCCAUUCUCCCCCGUGGGCAACCUUUGUCGGCGCAGCAUCCUGGGCACACCCCUGAGCAAAUUCUUGAGCGGUGCCAAAAUCUGGUUGUCCACGGAGACCCUUGCCAACGAAGACUAACCCUGGGAGCGAACGAAGAAGAAGAAACAACGUUGGUCUUAACCCGACACUGCUAGCCAGAAGCUGUCCUGACUUUAUAGGCCGCGUUGAUGUUUUUGCACAAAGUAUUUAAAGGCAAAAUCCUCAUGUUUUCAUAAUGCACAGAAUAUUAUUAUUAUUAUUAUUUUUGUUUCAUUUUGUUUUAAUGUUGCAGCCGAUCCGUUGAUCGUCUUGUCUUAGUUUCACCCGGGAUUCUUCCUGCUGUCUUGGUUGAUAGGGAAGUUGAUUCACCCUCUUUGAUAACACCCAUCCAUCAAAAGUUGGGCAUCAUGUUUCGUUUCUGUUUUGGGAGGUUUCCUCUUUUGGAGUUGCCAGCUGAAGCCUGCAGCUUGACAAGCGGGAUGAAGGAAGAGGAACAGCAAAGAAAAGGAAAAAAAAAGAGAGAGAUUUGCAGGGUGACAAACCAGUGCAAAAUACUAGAGCAAUGUCGUCCCGUUCUCCUCCCCCCGCCCCCCCCGCCCCGGUGAUAGAACAAUCCCAUGAUGACUUCAAAGUUCACUUUGCUGUGAAUUUCAGCCAGAACUUUUACCCUUCCAUUGAAGUAAUUUUAAGUUUAAGUUAAUUUAAGUUUACGCCUCCCCUUUGGUCAUCAUGGUUAUGUUUGGCCCAGCUCUCUUAUUUAUUUAUUUAGGCUUUGAGGUUGCCUUGUAGUUUACAAAAAUCUGCCUCCCGAAUUGCGUACGCUGCCAAUGAGUUGUUGCUGGUGGGACGGUUGGUGUCUCUUAGCUGAUUAAAAUCAGGAAACGAGAACAACAACAACAAAAAAACCUAGCUGGAGAAAUCUUACGUCUUUAACCUGGUUAAAGGGUAAAGAGAAACAACUGCCCAUAUUGGCUCCAGACAUCGUGGUUUGAGACCGUUCUAUCAGCAUGUAUGCAAAAAACCAACAUUUUUUUAAACACUAGCCUUAAAAGUGCCUUUUCUUGCAUUGACCAUUAGUAUUUGUCCGGAACUCAGUUACAUUCAUUUGAUAAGCUAACAUUUUGCCUCUUGAUGAUGUAGCCUGUUUCCAGUCUCCUUCAUAGUGAUUUCUGGGGGUGCUUUAAGGAUUGUGAUCCUCUAGCCAGGAAAAGAAAUCUUAACUGACAGAUUGAUAAGUAUUACUGACUGUGAAUGGGCCUUGAAUGGGUUGGUUAGAAUCAGCAUUCUUGGAAGGAAACAUUGUUUUAUAUACAGUUAUGGACUCUUUUUUUUCUUUCUUUCAGUUUAGUUCAGUGUUUCUCAACCUUGGCUACUUUUAAGGUGGUGAACUUCAAACUCCCGGAAUGGCUGGGGAAUGCUGGGAGUUGAAAUCCAACCGUCUUCAAGUUGCCAAGAAUGAGAAAUGCUGAUUUAGGUUGAAUUCAACCAAAAUGUUGGUUGAAUUUGUUUAGGGCCCCUGAUUGCAGACUCUGACGGGUGGUGUGCAGCAUGGGGGGAUUUUAAGAAGAUUUGGGGCAAUCUGGACAUGCCAGGGACAUCCAGUCAUGUGUCUUGUCUGAGUGGGUAGACAUUUGUUUUCUGCCAUCCGGUAGAUGGAAGGCCUAGUCAGGAAGCCAUGGAAACCUAGCCUGUUUUGUGAAACGGAUAGCUCUCUGGAAGAUGGCUUGCGUUCAGCUCCUUUGGGAGAAGAUGACACCCCCAGUGGUUCUCAAAUAUUUGUGAUACUGGCAUUGAUCCAACAGUAGACAAAUAGCACAUCGUUACAGUUCUGCUGUUGGGACAAGGAAGGAAGGGCUCCUGCUUGUCCCCCUUCCCCACAUGCUCCGUGUGGGGCAAUCUGGGAACCGAGCGUGCCAUAGGCAACCUGUCUCACUGAUCCCUGUUGAAUUGGGGUCCCAUUAUCCAGGCUGUUAAUGAUCUCCUCCCUUCCCACCCCUGAAUUUCUACAGUGGGUCACCCAGCUGUUGAUCCUUCAAGGACAUUAAUUACAUAACUGAAGUCUUUAUCUUAAUCAUCUUCAAUGGAGCAAAAGUUUCAAUUUUCCUGCUCUUGAGCUUCUUACUUCCAGGAUUUUUCGUAGGAGUGGGAGAAAUCACUUCCUUUUUACUAAGGUGACUUUCUUACGGAUUCUCUACUUAACGCUUAAUAGUCUUAAUGGCAUUUCAGAUGUAUCAAAUUUUGCUAAUUAAAGCGGGAUGAGUAUAUAUAUUUUGCAAAAAGAAAAGAAAAAACGGUAACCACGUUAAGGUGAUUCACUUUUGAGAUGUGUAUUGUACGCCUGAACCCUCUUUUUAACAGGAAUUUUUUAAUUGUGCAUUUUUGUAACAUGUGACUUUUACUUUUUUUUAACCCUUGUGGGAUGGUAGAACUUUGCCUUUGAAAUAGUUGCCCUGAUCAAAUGGAAAGAAUUCGUGUGAUGGUCGUGUGUGAAGCAGAUAUAGGACAGGGGUCUCCAGCCUUGGUCCCUUUUAAGAUGUGUGGACUUCAACUCCCAGAGCUCCUCAGCCAGCAAAGCUGGGAGUUGAAGUCCACAAGUCUUAAAGGGACCAAGGCUGGAGACCCCUGAUAUAGGAGAUUAACUAGAAUUAGGUAGACCUUUGGUUACCCAUGUCAGGACAUCUGUUGAUUUGGCAGGAAAGAGGCCUCAUGAAAUAAGCAUUAUUUACCGUUAAGUCAUCGUGCUUAGCAGGAGAACCUGACAUGGGGUCUCGGACCAUAGAAUCUUAAUUAGUCUUAAGUGAAAAUACCUCUUUGAAGUGAACAUGGUGAUCAGGAAUGAAGGGAAGUUGCGAGAGAAUCACCCUUGGGAACCUGUUGGCCUUUCAGAUGGUCUAAAUGAUCUUUUUGGGUGCCGAUGAAGACUUCUAAAACCAGGCUUUCCGACCAAGCAUCUUUUAAGACGUGUGGACUUCAACUUCCAGUGUUCCCCAGCCAACUUCUGGUAGUCGACGUCUACACAUCUUAAAAGUUUCAUGGUUGGGAAACCUUGGGCUAGAAGUUGUUUGGCUUAGCAACCUCUGAAGCCUCCACAAAUCCCAUCCUUUUCCUGGGCACAAGUUGUUCAGAUGUGAUGGCCCAACUCUCAAAACAUCCCAGACUGAUCACCUGAUUGCGGUAGCUCUGCCAGUGCCUUUGUGUGCCAUGUGGUGAUGUGGAGAAGAUGAGAUAGGGUGGUUGAUUGAGGUGGAUGGCUGCUCCUUGGUCUUCAUCCUGGACAGGACAAAAGGGUCCUUUUCCCCAAAGAAGGAAUUGUUAGGGAACUCCAGAAGAUAGUAGAGCUUCUCUCAAGGUUUUAAUGCCCAUCGUAGACUUGAGAAACAAGGAGCAGCUGCCUCGAGACCAUGAAUGGUCUGUUUGUCAGUCUGGCUCUUCUCUUACCUUCUGCCAACUCAAUGGCGCUUGUGAACUUAAAGUAGGGGUGGGGAUUCCUCCCCAAACACCAGUGAGUAGCCCCCAUAUCUUAACUCUUUUUCAAAGCAGGUACUUUCCACGGUGAAGUUUUUGUAACUGCAAAACAAGAGAUGGCUAUUUUUGUACGUUUGUUUAAUAGCAAGAGGGCUGCUUGAGCUGAAGGAGGCGGUUGCUGUAAUUAAACUGUGUAAAAAUAAUAAUAAUUAAAAAAAAACUCACCAUUUUUGAUACUGUCAAGUAGAUUGUAGCUGCUGCGUGCCGGAAGGCGACUGUGGGUGUUUUUUUUUUCUUGGGUGUAUAAUUUUCUUAGGCAGAUCAGCAAUCCUAAAGAUGCGAUUCACCCUGGCAGAAGGUCCUUCCUUUCAAUUCUGGUGCUUUUGCGUGUCCUUCCUGUUAAAUUCUGCCUUUUUUUUCUUAAGUGUAUUUUAAAAGUCAACCAUGCUUGACUUUUUUUUUUGCAAGGAAAAGUAAAUUAAGCUAUCAGGAAAGUGGAAUUCUGGACUCUUUUAUGAAAAUGGGACUGGAGAGAGAAAUCCCAUUUUUUAAAAAAAAAUGCUUUUGGAAGAGACUAAAGCAGAGUUGUCCAUCCUUGGCAACUUUAAGUUUAAGACUUCAACUCCCAGAAUUCCCCAGCCAGCAUGAGGGAAUUGGCUGGCUGGGGAAUUCCGGGAGUUGAAAUCCACGAGUCUUGAAAUUGGAGACCCCUGAUCUAAAGUGUUGAUGUUCCUAAGCAAAGGUCUGCUUGAGCACAGCAGAGCUGACAAGGAGAACCUCCUUCCAUCUGCCAUCAUGUAUGAAAUUGCAAAUAAAUGAGACUUACUAAAAAUCAA
This is a messenger RNA of Ahaetulla prasina, 6678 nucleotides long. RefSeq names its product myotubularin related protein 10 (gene MTMR10). The transcript has 16 exons. The record is from RefSeq and is a predicted model, not a curated record. Bases 164 to 2476 code for a protein of 770 amino acids. Lineage: Eukaryota; Metazoa; Chordata; Lepidosauria; Squamata; Colubridae.